CUGUGUCGUGAACGAGCUGAACCUCUGCAACAUGAACUGAGCAUUUUUAUCGCAGUAAACAUAAAACAUAAUAAACAGCGUAACUGUUUUUUUUCUCUUUAGCCCCCAAGAGUUAGCAAAGCCUUCUACAGAUGUCUUUCCACGCUGGCCGUGGAUGCCCGAGGGGAAGAGCAGCCGCUCCGGGUCCAAUGUAUCGGCCUGCUCCUCCACAGUAUCACUACGACCCUCCGGCUGCUCCAGGUCCUAUCUAUAACCCUCAAGGCAGCAGUAGCUACAUGCCACCUCAUCCUGACUUCAUGCCAUUCCAUUUCCCUGCACCCUCACAGGGCUCUAAUGCUCUGCCCCAAUGCCCCGUACGCCCACCGGUCUUCACAGAGCCGCCCCCUUUUCCUCCACCUGCUCUUCAACACUCGGACAGCUCCGCCCCAGUGCCUGUUCAGAGCUCUUACCCUUACAUGAUGCCCACCGUCACCCCACCACCUCUUCCACCUGUGCCACCCUCAGUUCCACCUUCCAUGCCCUAUCCACCAUCAUAUCCCAUGAGCUACCCUCCACAGCCACACCUCCCUCCUCCACCGAGCUUCAAUCCAGCUUACGUGCAGCCCGGAGGAUCCUUCAAACCUGAUCGCUCCCGCCCGCCUCUGCAAUACAAGUCGGACACCUGUUCCCGCUCCCCAGAAAGACCCCGUCACCAUGAUGAGCAUCGGCACAGAGGGCACAGCUAUGGAGGAUAUGGAGGUCGGCAUAACCGAGAGUUUGGAGGAGACAAACGGGACAGAGGGUGCAGUUCAGAGCGCAGGCGCUCAGACAGCCCACGGUAUAAAGCAGACUAUGACAGAGGGCACGUACCAUCAAGACACCGCAGCAGAGAACGCUAUCGGCAUAGAGAUGAGCCAGGUUCACCCACCUCAGACAGACACAGGAAACACAUCCGCAGUCGUUCAGGCAGUCGAGAGAGAAAGCGCCGACGUGUGGAGGAGGAGAAAGAGAGGAGAACAGACAGCACCUCAAGCAGUCGAGAGAGAUCGGUGAACUACAGCAGGAUUAGAGAUGUAGAGGAGACAUCCACUGACCGACAUGAGGAGGAGAAAGGAGAGGAGGAGUUACUCAAACCUGCCUGGAUCCGCUGUACGCAUGCUGAGAACUACUACUCCAAUGAUCCAAUGGACCAAGUGGGUGAUUCUACAGUCGUGGGAACCAGUAAGUUGAGAGAUUUGUAUGAGCGCUUUGAGGAAGAGCUUGGUCAGAGGCAGGAGCGAGCCAAAUCCAGUAGACCUAAUUGGGAACCACCCAAGACCAAACUGGACCAGGAUGAAGAUGAGAGCUCGAGCGAAUCAGAAUGUGAUUCAGAUGGAGGCGGUAGCAGUUGCUCAAGCAGUUCUGACUCUGAGGUGUUUGAUGUCAUUGCUGAGAUCAAGAGAAAGAAAGCUCACCCUGACCGCCUCCAUGAGGAGCUGUGGUACAAUGACCCUGGACAGAUGAAUGAUGGACCGUUAUGCAAGUGCAGUGCCAAAGCCAGGCGAACUGGAAUCCGACACAGUAUUUAUCCAGGUGAACAGUCAGUGAAAUCUUGCCGGCCGAUGUGUAACAAUGCUGGCAAACUGUUCCACUACAGAAUAACUGUGUCCCCACCGACCAACUUCCUAACAGAUAGACCCACGGUUAUUGAGUAUGACGACCAUGAGUACCUGUUUGAGGGCUUUUCCUGCUUUUCUCACACACCACUUACAAAUAUCCCUUUGUGUCGGGUUAUUCGCUUCAACAUCGAUUACACCAUCCACUUUAUAGAAGAGAUGGCACCUGAGAACUACUGCGUUAAAGGCCUGGAACUGUUUUCCUCGUACCUCUUUAAAGACAUCUUGGAGUUAUAUGAUUGGAAUCUCACAGGCCCUGAUGAAAAUGGCCAGUCAGGUUGUCAGAGGUUUCAUUUUAUGCCACGGUUCGUUCGGUUCCUCCCAGAUGGAGGAAAGGAGGUGCUGUCCAUGCACCAGGUGCUGCUGUAUCUGCUGCGCAGCAGCACAGCUCUAGUUCCUGAAGAGGAAAUCGCCAACAUGCUUCAGUGGGAAGAGCUGGAGUGGCAGAAAUAUGCUGAGGAGUGCAAGGGCAUGAUUGUCACCUACCCUGGCAUGAAACCCAGCUCUGUGAGGAUUGACCAGUUAGAUCGUGAGCAGUUCAAUUCCAGUGUCAUCACUUUCCCCAUCAUUGUGCAUUUUGGGAUCCGACCUGCACAGCUUAGCUACGCCGGAGACCCACAGUAUCAAAAGUUGUGGAAGAGUUAUGUGAAAUUGCGGCAUUUGCUGGCCAACAGCCCGAAGGUUAAACAAAUUGACAAACAGAAGUUAACGCAAAGAGAGGAAGCUCUGCAGAAGAUCAGGCAGAAGAAUACGAUGAGAAGGGAGGUCACAGUGGAGCUCAGCAGUCAGGGUUUCUGGAAGACUGGUAUCCGCUCUGAUGUCUGCCAGCACGCCAUGAUGCUGCCGGUUCUCACCCACCACAUCCGUUACCACCAGUGUCUGAUGCAUUUAGACAAGCUGAUCGGUUACAUGUUCAAGGAACGAUGCCUGCUGCAGUUGGCAAUGACUCACCCCAGUCAUCAUCUUAAUUUUGGGAUGAAUCCUGACCAUGCUCGCAACUCUCUGUCAAAUUGUGGCAUACGCCAGCCCAAAUAUGGAGACCGGAAAGUGCAUCAUAUGUACAUGAGGAAAAAGGGAAUAAACACCUUGAUUAAUAUUAUGUCAAGAUUGGGCCAGGAUGACCCAUCACCCUCCAGAAUCAAUCAUAAUGAGCGUUUGGAGUUUCUUGGUGAUGCAGUUGUUGAGUUUCUGACCAGUGUACAUCUCUAUUACCUGUUCCCAAACCUGGAGGAGGGAGGACUCGCCACAUAUCGCACCGCAAUUGUUCAGAAUCAGCAUCUUGCAAUGCUUGCUAAGAAAUUGGAGUUGGAUCGGUUCAUGUUAUAUGCCCACGGCCCUGACCUGUGCAGGGAGUCAGACCUCCGACAUGCCAUGGCGAACUGUUUUGAGGCCCUGAUAGGGGCCGUUUACCUGGAAGGUGGUUUAGAGGAAGCCAAGCAACUCUUUGGAAGACUGCUGUUCAACAGUGAGGAUCUGAGGGAUGUUUGGCUCAACUAUCCACCUCAUCCUUUACAGGUGCAAGAGCCUCUGACAGACAGGCAGUUGAUCGAGUCGUCUCCAGUUCUGCAGAAACUCACUAAUUUUGAGGAUGCCAUUGGAGUGCUGUUCACUCACGUACGUCUCCUUGCACGGGCCUUCACGCUGCGAACAGUGGGCUUCAACCACCUCACCCUAGGCCACAACCAGAGGAUGGAGUUCCUGGGAGAUUCUAUCAUGCAGCUGGUGGCCACUGAAUAUCUGUUCAUCCACUUCCCAGACCAUCAUGAAGGACAUUUGACACUCCUGCGAAGCUCCUUGGUGAAUAACCGGACUCAAGCGAAGGUUGCAGAGGAAUUGGGCAUGCAGGAAUAUGCCAUCACCAACGACAAGACCAAACGACCUGUUGCCUUGCGGACCAAGACUUUAGCCGAUCUACUGGAGUCAUUCAUUGCAGCUCUUUACAUCGAUAAAGACCUGGAGUUUGUGCACACAUUUAUGAAUGUUUGCUUUUUCCCACGACUCAAGGAGUUUAUCUUGAACCAGGACUGGAAUGAUCCAAAAUCGCAGCUGCAGCAAUGUUGUCUAACCCUGCGGACCGAGGGAAAAGAGCCAGACAUUCCUCUAUACAAGACACUUCAGACAGUUGGACCCUCUCAUGCAAGGACCUACACAGUGGCAGUGUAUUUUAAAGGUGAACGGAUUGGCUGUGGAAAAGGACCAAGUAUUCAGCAAGCUGAGAUGGGUGCAGCCAUGGAUGCCUUGGAGAAAUAUAACUUCCCUCAAAUGGCUCAUCAGAAACGCUUCAUCGAAAGAAAAUACCGACAAGAACUGAAGGAGAUGCGAAGAGAGCGAGAGCGACAGGAGAGAGAUAGUGAUGAAGGGUAGAAAAGCAGAAAGAUAAAGGAAAAAGCAGGAUGUUACAUGAAAUGUAAGAUGAAUGGCUGAGAGGAUACCGGGAAGAGAUACUGUCCAUGGAUAUGAGCUGAAUGGUGAUCCAAAAGGCGAUGGUGGAGAUGGUGAUGAAGACAAGGGAGACACACACACUCACGGUAGAGACAGGAGGGAACUUAGAGACGUUGGAGACAUGGAAGUACGAUACUAGGAGUCCUUGAAGUCAGCAGGUAGGAGAUUCCUAUUUGCAAACGAGACUGGACAGGGGUGAAGCGUGAGUGAGUGCCUUUUGAGUGUUGGCUGAUGGGCGUGUAGAUGAGUGGCAGGUGCGCGUGAUCAGUAUUCCGGUGAGGCUGUGCGCUGUGAUUGGGUGGUGUUGAAGCCUGGCAUGUCUGGGUGGUGUUGGGUGGUGUUGAAGCCCACCUACAGAGGGCCAAGGACCCCGACGUCAGGAUGAUCUACCUCUUUCUCGAGGGGCAGGUCUGUUGGGAUGAGUGCCGUGGAUGGUUUCUAGUAGGUUAGGGUCGAGUAUGUCAUUGCAUGGGACCCAUGAACGCUACUCAGGGCCAUAACCUUCCCAAUCCACCAGGUAUUCAAGUUGCCCUCCACGACACAGGGAAUCCAGGGUUUCGCGAACCACGUAAGCAGCGCCGUCGUCCAGGAUGAGUGGAAGGGGGGUCUCGGCUGUGGCUACGCCAGGCUCUGUGGAGAGAGUAACAGAAGGAUGGAGAGGUUUCAGGAGGGAUACGUGGAAUGUGGGGUGAAUGCGCUACUCAGGUGGGAGUUGAAAUUUAUAUGUGACUGGGUUGAUCUGCUCCGUGAUGUUGAACGGGCCAAUGAACCUGGGACUUGGUAGAUGCAGGCGAAUGUCCCUAGUUGACAGCCAGACUUUCUGUUCUGGUUGAUAGGUUGGGGCUUCUGAACGGUGGAGGUCUGCUGUCAUCCUGCGUCUACAUAGGGCUCAUUGUAGCUGGUGGUGGGCGGAGUCCCAGACCCUCUCACUCUCUCAGAACCAGUAGUCGAUGGCUGGUACGUCUGAGGGUUCCCCUGACCAGAGGAAUAGCGGUGGUUGGUAGCCGAGUACGCACUGGAAAGGUGUGAGUCCGGUGGAUGGCUGGCGCAGGGAGUUUUGAGCGUACUUGGCCCAUCCCAGGUACUGGUUCCAAGAGUCCUGGUGGCCGUGACAGAAGGUACGGAGGAUGCGACCGAUCUCUUGGAUCUUCCCCUCCAUCUGCCCGUUAGACUGCGGAUGGCAUCCCGAAGAUAGGCUGGCGGCCGCACCUAGGAGCGAGAAGGCCUUCCAGACUCUUGAGAUGAACUGCGGUCCUCUGUCCAACACAAUGUCUUCAUGGAAGCCAAAGUACCGGAAUAUGUGGUUGAACAUGAGCUCUGCAGUUUCCAUGGCAGUAGGUAGUCCCUUUAAAGGAAUCAGACGACAGGAU
Messenger RNA from Carassius auratus (goldfish), 5446 nucleotides. Its product is annotated as ribonuclease 3-like. The transcript is spliced from 32 exons. Gene Ontology annotation, molecular function: ribonuclease III activity; RNA binding. The coding region runs from base 132 to 3998 and encodes 1288 amino acids. Gene Ontology annotation, biological process: rRNA processing; primary miRNA processing; pre-miRNA processing. Lineage: Eukaryota; Metazoa; Chordata; Actinopteri; Cypriniformes; Cyprinidae. Gene Ontology annotation, cellular component: nucleus; microprocessor complex. The record is from RefSeq and is a predicted model, not a curated record.